This is a messenger RNA of Oryzias melastigma (Indian medaka), 2148 nucleotides long. RefSeq names its product YTH N(6)-methyladenosine RNA binding protein 2 (gene ythdf2). The transcript has 6 exons. The coding region runs from base 121 to 2040 and encodes 639 amino acids. The record is from RefSeq and is a predicted model, not a curated record. Gene Ontology annotation, molecular function: mRNA binding; N6-methyladenosine-containing RNA reader activity. NCBI's taxonomy places the organism in Eukaryota, Metazoa, Chordata, Actinopteri, Beloniformes, Adrianichthyidae. Gene Ontology annotation, cellular component: cytoplasm. Gene Ontology annotation, biological process: mRNA destabilization.
GUAGAAACCAGGCUCUGUAAAGAGAUAAGAGCGCUUGGUUGAAACUCCUUAAUAGAUAGACUCCCUGCCGCUUUUAUUUAGGAGUAAAUACAGUUACCUUGUCACCGGGGGGGGAAAGACAUGUCAGCCAGCAGCCUUCUUGAACAGAGACCGAAAGGCCAAGCUAAUAAAGUGCAAAACGGACCUGUGACCCAAAAGGAUACUUUGAAUGACGACGAGUUUGAGCCUUACCUGAAUACUCAGGCUAGACAGAGCAAUGCCUAUACGGCCAUGUCGGAUUCCUACAUGCCCAGCUACUACAGCCCCUCCAUAGGAUUCUCCUACUCCCUGAAUGAGGCGGCAUGGUCCACAGGCGGGGACCCUCCUAUGCCUUACUUGGCCUCCUAUGGACAGUUGAGCAAUGGGGAACCCCACUACCUCCCGGACGCUAUGUUUGGCCAGCCAGGCCCCCUGGGGAGUAACCCAUUCCUCGGCCAGCAUGGCUUUAACUUUUUCCCCAGCGGCAUCGACUUCUCGGCUUGGGGCAACAGCAGCUCUCAGGGACAGUCGGGGACGCCGCAGAGCUCUGGCUACAGCAGCAGCUAUGCCUACCCACCCAGCUCACUCGGAGGUGCCAUGAUUGAUGGACAGUCCCCGUUUGCACCUGCUGCCAAUGAACCCAUCAACAAAGCACCUGGUAUGAACAGCCUUGACCAGGGUAUGGCGGGGCUAAAGAUUGGCGGGGCCGCCCCUGGUGGCAAUGGGGAAAUGGCUCCUAAAGUGGUUGGUUCUGGCUUACCCGGGGGUGGACCCCUCGGCCCCGUGUCAUCUGUUGGACCUACCAGCAUGCCUCCUGUGUCAAUUGCCCCCGUCAAGCCUGCCUCCUGGGCUGAUAUUGCCAGCAAACCAGCCAAGCCUCAACCGAAACUGAAAACCAAGGGUGGCAUGGUGGGUGUCAAUUUGCCGCCGCCUCCCAUCAAACACAACAUGGACAUUGGCACUUGGGACAACAAGGGCACCAUGCCUAAAGCUGCCACUCCACAGCAGGUGCCCUCUGUUCCCAGCAACGGACAGCCGCCCAAUCAGGCUUCCCCGCAGCCCGGGGCUACGGCUGCAGGGAACCCCCAAAUGCCCCUCAGCAAUGGACAGAUGGUUCCACCCGUUCCCCAGAUGGGGCAGCAUCAGCUUCCACCCACUGUUCAGCCGGGUUUGGCUCCGAUGCCCCAGGCUCCUUUGUCCCAGGGUCCUCCUCCACCACCAAGCCAACAGCAGCAGCCUUCUCAGCCCAAUCGCUGGGUACCUCCGCGGAACAGGGCCAAUGGAUUUGGGGACGCUGGCGGGGGUGGGGCGGGUCACUCGCCGCCCACUUCGUCUGGUGUCGGUGUGGUUCCUGGGGUUCCCUCCGAGCCGCAUCCUGUUCUAGAGAAGUUGCGCAUGGUAAACAAUUAUAACCCCAAGGACUUUGACUGGAACCUCAAACACGGCCGCGUUUUUAUUAUUAAGAGCUACUCUGAGGAUGACAUCCACCGCUCCAUCAAGUACAACAUUUGGUGCAGCACAGAGCACGGCAACAAAAGGCUGGACGCGGCCUACCGCUCGCUGGGUGGCAAAGGGCCGCUUUAUCUCCUGUUCAGCGUGAACGGAAGCGGUCACUUCUGUGGUGUCGCAGAGAUGCGUUCACCUGUGGACUACAACACGUCCGCCGGCGUGUGGUCACAGGACAAGUGGAAGGGCCGCUUCGACGUGCGCUGGCUCUUUGUUAAGGACGUUCCGAACAGUCAGCUGAGGCACAUUCGGCUGGAAAACAACGAGAACAAGCCAGUGACCAACUCUCGGGACACGCAGGAGGUCCCGCUGGACAAGGCCAGGCAGGUGUUAAAGAUCAUCGCCGGAUAUAAACACACCACUUCCAUCUUCGAUGACUUUACUCACUACGAGAAACGCCAGGAGGAGGAAGAGUGUGUGAAAAAGGUGGAGGUCCAAGGCAGUGAGCCAUAUCCCAGCAACCCAAGUAACAGAAGUCAUUACCGACUUCAGGAGCGCCAAGGACGAACCAAGUAACAGCUGGUGCUUUGGUCAAAGGACUGCUGUGGCCUCCCUCGAAGCUCUCUCCACCCCAUCCCAUCCAGAUCUAAGAAAUUUGACAUGGGGUGAAGAAUUAAAGAAAAA